Molecule: messenger RNA, 554 nt
Organism: Chironomus riparius
Lineage: Eukaryota; Metazoa; Arthropoda; Insecta; Diptera; Chironomidae
Source: the annotation of a GenBank genome assembly
GUUUUCCCCUUAGUUCGGUUUUUAAAAAAUAAAAAUUAAAUAAAUUGAGGAGAAUGGCUACAAUUUCACAGAAUGAAGGCUCUAAUAUGCAGCAGAUCGAUUUAAUGAAGCUGAAUAUCCAACAGUUAUCACAGUUAAAGCAACAACUAGACUCGGAACUGACGAUUUUUCAAGAUUCUCUAGCGACAUUGAAGAUGGCAAAAGGCAAAUUUGCUGCAAGUAAGGAAUCUUUAGAGCAAUUUAAGGAAGGUUUUGACCAAAAAACUACUCUAAUUCCUCUCACUGGAUCUAUGUAUGUUCCAGGACGUAUAAAGGAUAUUGAGAAUGUAAUUAUUGAUAUCGGAACUGGAUAUUAUGUAGAAAAGGACCGUGACUCGGCUAAGGACUACUUUAAGCGUAAAGUCGAUUUUGUAGGCGAACAAAUCGAAAAAAUUGAGAUUCUCGGGUACGAAAAGUCACAAAUUCGUGAUGCAAUCUGUGAAGUCAUUUCUGUUAAACUGCAACAAAUGAAGGCACAACUUCCACAAGAGAGUUAAAAUAAUCAAUUGCAAGCA